Perkinsus marinus ATCC 50983 is the source of this 1533-nucleotide messenger RNA. Its product is annotated as Aldehyde dehydrogenase, putative. The record is from RefSeq and is a predicted model, not a curated record. Gene Ontology annotation, molecular function: aldehyde dehydrogenase (NAD+) activity. The transcript has 10 exons. The coding region runs from base 1 to 1533 and encodes 510 amino acids. Lineage: Eukaryota; Perkinsozoa; Perkinsida; Perkinsidae.
AUGCGUGCUGAUUGCGCAUUACUUGCCUCUCAUAGUGGAUCCAAUCUUAUCAUGACCGCCAACGGCCUAACACCCCCAAGCAAGAGCCUCCCGAUCCAGACAAAGCUCUUCAUCAACAAUGAGUUCGUCUCGGCCAAGUCUGGUAAAACGCUGACGUCCAUCAAUCCAGUAGAUGGGGAGCCUAUCGAGAAGGUCGAAAUUGCCGGUGCGGAGGAUAUUGACAUCGCGGUGAAGGCAGCGAGGAAAGCGUUCGAGACUUGGAAAGACUCUGAUGGGUCUUUCCGCAGAGACUGCCUUUAUAGGCUUGCUGACCUGAUCGAACUCCAUGAGGACCGUCUCGCUGAACUUGAGAGUCUGGACAACGGGAAACCAAUUACGGUGGCCAAGGCAGCUGAUAUUAACCUGUGUAAGAAGAUAUACAAGUAUUAUGCCGGCUGGGCUGACAAAGUGCUCGGGAAUGUCGUACCGGUCGACGGCCACAACAUCUGUCUCACCGUUAAGGAACCCAUUGGGGUAGUUGGGCAGAUCAUUCCCUGGAACUUCCCCUUGCUCAUGCAAGCAUGGAAGCUGGCUCCGGCCCUUGCAGCUGGAUGUACGGUCGUGAUGAAGUUAUCUGAGAAGACACCUCUUACCGGGCUCCUCUUCGGACAGCUUAUCAAGGAGGCUGGAUUCCCUCCUGGAGUAGUUAACAUUGUCAAUGGCGGCCCUGAUGUUGGCGAGAUCCUGGCACGCCAUAUGGAUGUUGACAAGGUGGCAUUCACCGGCAGCAGUGUGACAGGCCCUAAGAUCGUCAAGGCUAGUGCCGAGUCAAAUCUCAAGAAGGUUACCCUCGAACUGGGCGGGAAGUCCCCUCUAAUCGUGUGCAAUGAUGCUGAUCUCGACCAGGCUCUAGCGGCAUCUGAUAUCGGUCUGUUCCUCAAUCACGGUCAAUGCUGCUGUGCCGCUAGCCGUAUCUACGUACAGCGUGGUGUCUAUGAUGAGUUCGUGAAGAAGGCUGUUGAGCGCGCUAAGAAUAAGAAAGUUGGGGAUCCUCGUGACCUUACCUGCGAUCAGGGGCCUCAGGUUGACAAGAUUCAGUUUGAGAGAGUAAUGUCGUAUAUCAAGUCCGGCAUCGACGAGGGUGCCGAUCUCCUUUGCGGUGGGAAGCGUUUGGGAGACAAGGGGUACUUUGUCCAGCCGACGGUGUUCGGAAACGUGAAAGACCAUAUGAGGAUCUCCAGAGAAGAGAUAUUCGGACCAGUUAUGCAGAUUGCUCCUUUUGACACUAUGGAAGAGGCCGUUAGAAGGGCCAACGAUACUUCCUUCGGUUUGGCUGCGGGCAUAUGUACUCGCAACAUCGGCAAGGCUACCAAAGUAGCAAGGGAGCUCAAGGCGGGUACAGUGUGGAUCAACUGCUACGAUAACUUCGAUGCCGCUGCUCCUUUUGGUGGCUAUAAGUUGUCUGGAUGGGGCCGCGAGAAGGGAGCGGAGGCACUUGAGAACUACCUCGAAACUAAGACCAUCAUGUGGCCUGUUGACGAAAAGAUUAUUUGA